AUGUUCAGCCAAACCACCAUCUGCCGCUUCGAGGCGCUGCAGCUCAGCUUCCGCAACAUGUGCAAACUGCGGCCGCUGCUGGAGCGGUGGCUGCGGGCGGCCGGCGGCGGCGGCCUGCGGGAGCUCUGCCCGGCGGCGGCGGCGGCCCUGCAGGCGCGGCGGCGGCGCAGGACGAGCAUCGGGCCGGGGGCGCGGGGGGCUCUCGAGGCCGCCUUCGGGCGCUGCCCCAAACCCCCGGCCGAGAUGGCGCGAAUGGCCGCGGGGCUGGGGCUGGGCACCGACGUGGUCCGGGUCUGGUUCUGCAACCGGCGGCAGAAGGUGAAGCGCAGCAGCACGGCGGGGGGGGCCCCCCCGGGGAAUGGGGGUGCCGGGGGGAGCCCCCCGCCCUUCCCUGCCCCCCCCAACCCCCCCUUCGGCCCCCCUGCCCCGCCCCUCCCUUACGGCCCCCCCCUACACCACCUUCUACCUCCCCCCCUGGGGCCCCCCGCCCCCCCCACCAUACACGGCUGAGGGGGGCCCCCCU
This is a messenger RNA of Phalacrocorax carbo (great cormorant), 523 nucleotides long. The record is from RefSeq and is a predicted model, not a curated record. Lineage: Eukaryota; Metazoa; Chordata; Aves; Suliformes; Phalacrocoracidae.